This is a messenger RNA of Ruditapes philippinarum (Manila clam), 1760 nucleotides long. RefSeq names its product eukaryotic translation initiation factor 3 subunit L-like. Bases 87 to 1616 code for a protein of 509 amino acids. Gene Ontology annotation, biological process: translational initiation. The transcript is spliced from 17 exons. Gene Ontology annotation, molecular function: protein binding; translation initiation factor activity. Gene Ontology annotation, cellular component: eukaryotic translation initiation factor 3 complex; cytoplasm. Lineage: Eukaryota; Metazoa; Mollusca; Bivalvia; Venerida; Veneridae. The record is from RefSeq and is a predicted model, not a curated record.
UCAACCUAUAGAAAACUGAUUUGAAAGCGUUUGAGUGACUGUUUCCGGUGAUCAGUUUUAACUCAUUUUCACAUUAAUUUACAAACAUGUGGAGUGAUCAAUACGUUGAAGACGCCAUUGGACAGGCUGAGUUUGCCACUCCAUAUGCAUAUGGUGCAUCAUCUGCAUACAACUAUGAGAAACACACUGGUGAUCCACGUCAGGACAUGGAGUACGAGAGACAAUAUCAGUCAACACAAUCCACAUUCAUUGUUCCUGAUGUCAUCAAAAACUUUCUUACCUACUUCAGGAAAUGUGUGAAAGAUCAGAAUGUCUACGGAAUUCAGGAUGCCUAUGAAAAUGGGUUCACGCACAAUAUUAACGAAAGUUCUUCUAUAACCAACUCCCUUCGGUCCAGAGCAGAAGUCUUUGCCUUCCUCAUUCGCUCCAGACAACUGAUGAUAUUUAUUCUAGAUGCAGAUGAGCCUGUAGGUUUGCAGUUACCUAACCAGUGGUUAUGGGACAUUAUUGAUGAAUUUAUCUACCAGUUCCAGUCAUUUAGUAUCUACAGAUGUAAGAUUGGCAAAAAACUGCCUGAUGAGAUUGAAGUUCUCAGGAAUAACCCUAAGAUCUGGAAUGUACACAGUGUUUUGAAUGUGCUUCAUUCACUGGUAGAGAAGUCGAACAUCAACAGACAGCUUGAAGUGUAUGCCAGUGGUGGAGAUCCUGACAGUGUAUCUGGUGAGUUUGGUCAACAAUCACUCUACAAAAUGUUGGGAUACUUCAGUCUUAUAGGUCUACUCAGACUUCAUUCUCUACUGGGAGACUACUACCAAGCCCUGAAAGUGCUAGAGAAUAUUGACUUCAACAAAAAGAACAUGUACUCUCGUGUACCAGCGUGUCAGAUAACAACAUUUUACUAUGUUGGAUUUGCCUACAUGAUGAUGAGAAGGUAUCAGGAUGCUAUACGAACAUUCUCCAACAUCUUACUGUAUAUACAGAGGACAAAACAAAUGUUCCAGACCCGUGUACAGAUGUAUGAUCAGAUCACAAAGAUGAAUGACAAGAUGUACACAUUACUGGCGAUCUGUCUUGUUCUUCAUCCAAUCAGAAUUGAUGAAAGUGUUCACUCACAGUUAAGAGAAAAGUUUGCAGAUAAAAUGCUGCGUAUGUCUAAGGCUGACCUGCAGGAAUUUGAACAGAAUUUUUCAUUUGCAUGCCCCAAGUUCUUGUCUCCAGUUCCUCCCAACUAUGAUACUGUAGCGAUGUUGAACUUUCAUAAGACUUUACAUUUCAAUUGUACAUCAAUCUUAUAUAAGGAUAUUAUUUUCAGUUACCUAAAGCUGUACACAACACUUCCCAUACAGAAGUUGGCAAUAUUUAUGGAUAUGAGUGAAGAAGAAUUGAAGACUCAUUUAAUGUGUUUUAAGCAUAAGAUGAAGAAUGUUGUCUGGACAAAGGGCACUAGUGGUUUAGAAGGAGAAUUUCAGUCUGCUUCUGAAGUAGAUUUUUACAUUGACAGAUUUUGGUUUCACAUAGCUGAUACAAAGGUUGCCAGGAGAUAUGGUGAUUUCUUCAUCAGACAAAUUCAUAAAUUUGAAGAGAUAACAAGAAGUUUGAAGAACAUUCAGGCAUAAUUAUAAAAUCAUAGUGCUGUGUCAGUAUAAAAGUGUUUAAGUCAUCAAUAAUUGUGAAACUUUAAAUAAAAACAUUGAAAUAAUUCUGCACAAAGGCAUUUUACAGUACUGUCAUGGACUGAAAAUAAACUAAUGACAAAUUCA